This is a messenger RNA of Rotaria sp. Silwood2, 1958 nucleotides long. The record is from the annotation of a GenBank genome assembly. Lineage: Eukaryota; Metazoa; Rotifera; Eurotatoria; Philodinida; Philodinidae.
CUGCUGCAAUAGAAGAAGAAAUCAUAGAAGAUACAUCCACCGUCAAUCCAAAAAGAAAAAGUUUGUUUUCUCAUCUUGAAAAUAAUAUUAAAAGAAAAAAACAUAUUGAUCCAUUUCAAUACAUUCGAGACGAGAUAUCAUUAUAUUUGGAAGAUAUCGAAAAUGAUAAAAUGCUAGUUUUUCGAAAAUCAUCUGUUUAUAAGACGUUGAACCAAGUAGCAAAGAAAGUUCUUUCUGUUCCAGCAACAUCGGCGCCUGUGGAGCGCGUUUUUUUCCAGAGUGGAUUUCUCAUGCGUCAACACAGAGCUUCGAUGGCAAAAACAACCUUAAAGAUGUUAACAAUGUUAAAAUGUAAUAAGCAUCUUCGAUAAUUUUGUAAAACUUGUAUAUUUUUAUAAUAAGUGGAAAAUUGUAUAUUUUAUGAUAGUUAUGUAAAACUUGUAUAUUUAUAAUAUAUGAAUGAAAAAUUGUAUUUUUUUAUGAUAUUUAUGUAAAAGUUGUAUAAUUUAUAAUAUUUAUAUAAAAUUGUAUAUUUAUAAUGCAUGAGUAAGAAAUGGUAUUUUUUAUGAUAUUUAUGUAAAACUUGUAUAUUUUAUAAUAAAUGAGUUAAAGAUUAUAUUUUCUAUGAAUAGUUAUGUAAAAAUUGUACAUUUAUAUUAUAAAAGUACAACAAUUGUAUUGUUUGUGUACUGCGUGCCGAAGUUGUGCUUUUACAGCCGCAUCAUAUUUUUUGAAAACACAAAUAGUAUUCGAGUUGACUGAGUCGUAUGAAAGAAUAAUUCUUAAUUGGAGGGGCUUAAUUUGGCUUGAGNACUUGAAAAAUCUGUAAGUUGCCCACCUCUGGUUUGACUUGGUAAAAAAAAAUAUUGGGUUUGACUUGACUUGACUUGACUUGAAAUAUUCUUUUAGUGACUUGACUUGACUUGUGACUUGAAAAAUCUGUAAGUUGCCCACCUCUGGUCUGGAAUAUUUGGGAGAAAGGGCGUCAGCCAUGAAAAAGCUACAUUAAAACAUGGAAGCAUCUAUGAUAAAUACGAUAUUCUCGAAGAAGUCGAACGGUAAAAAAUGCCUUAAAUAUUUUCUUUGUUCCUAAUAUUUGUUUCUUUUUUUAAUUUAUGCUUUUGGUGUUGUUCAUCGUUGUAUUGAAAAAGCUAUUGACAAAACUUAUACUGCAAAAUUCACUCCAACAUAAACACACACUGAUAAAGCGACUGUUCAAGAUGAAAUGGAAGUAAUGAUGGAUUUAAAUUAUCCAAAAUGACUUCAUUUAGAUGAUGUAUUUGAAAAUGAAGUUGAAAUGGCAAUGAUCACAGAAUUUGUUGCUGGAGGAGAAUUAUUCGAUCGUAUUACUGAUCCAAAUUAUAAAAUGACUGAAGCUGAACCAAUUAAAUAUAUCAGAAAAAUAUGUCAAGGUCGGGCUUCAGCAUAUGCAUGAAAAUAAUAUUCUUCAUUUGUAUUUAAAAGUAAGAUCAAUUAAAUCAAAGAAUUAAAUGUAUUUCUUUAGCCGGAAAGUCUUAUGUGUCAAACAAAAAACCAGUACAAAUAUAAAAAUAUGUCAUUUUAGUUUAGUUACAAAACUUUAUCCAAAUGAAGUUGUUAAAAUUAGUAGAACAACUGUUGAAUUUGCCUAACCUGAAAUUAUUGAUCAUAAUGCUGUUGGAUUUUAUAGAGAUAUGUGAGCAGCAGAUGUUCUUGUCUAUGUUAUGAAACGUUGAAAAAAACACAUAUUUUUUUGUUUAUUUUACGAUUAAAAUUUUAGUUUAAGCGGUUUAUCACCUUUUGCUGGUCAAGAUGAUAAUGAAACAAUAGAAAAUAUAUAUUUUAUUCAAAAACUUUUAUUAAAAAAUCGAAAUUCUCGAAUGUCUGUACAUGAUGCACUAGAUCAUCUAUGGUUAUGUGAAGAUCAUCCUGAACUUGAUUCACCUAUCAAAUCAAGUAGAUUUGAUCAUAUUCGUUGA